Molecule: messenger RNA, 2759 nt
Organism: Caretta caretta (loggerhead turtle)
Lineage: Eukaryota; Metazoa; Chordata; Testudines; Cheloniidae
Gene: PIP5K1B
Product: phosphatidylinositol-4-phosphate 5-kinase type 1 beta
Biological process (GO): phosphatidylinositol phosphate biosynthetic process
Cellular component (GO): plasma membrane
Molecular function (GO): 1-phosphatidylinositol-4-phosphate 5-kinase activity
Source: RefSeq, a predicted model, not a curated record
CGCAGAGCACCAGGGCUGGAGGGGAGGGAGGCCGGGCCGGCUCGGCGCGUAACUUCACCCAGCCUGCCCGGAGCAGGAGGAGGACGGCGGGGUUUUGCCGCUGCCCAGGGACGGGACCGGCCUCUCCACGCCGGGCCGGCGGGGGAAGCCCAGCCCGCAGAGAGAGGGCGGCAGAGCCGAGCCGGAGGCGGCAGCCUGCCCCGGCUGGGCGCGCUGGGCGCUCCGGCAGCCCCGGAACUCACCGCGGGAGCGCAGCGGGGCUGGAGCGCGGAGUCCCCGGGGCCAGAGGGACCUGGAAAAAUUGACAGCAUCAAUGAAUGGGUUGACUGUCACUCUCAGCUCCAGAUGACUUGCAAUUUAGUUCAGAAAGAUGUCAUCUGUUACUGAAAAUGGAGAUGCCCCUGCUGGAAAACAAAAUGAGGAGAAAACAUAUAAAAAGACAGCAUCAUCUGCUAUUAAAGGAGCUAUUCAGCUGGGAAUAGGAUACACAGUAGGUAACCUCACCUCUAAGCCAGACAGAGAUGUACUUAUGCAAGACUUCUACGUAGUGGAAAGUGUAUUUCUGCCCAGUGAAGGCAGCAAUUUGACCCCGGCUCAUCAUUACCCCGACUUCAGAUUUAAGACCUAUGCUCCUCUAGCUUUCCGUUACUUCAGAGAACUUUUUGGUAUCAAGCCUGAUGAUUACUUGUAUUCAAUCUGCAGUGAACCUUUAAUAGAAUUAUCCAAUCCUGGUGCCAGCGGGUCUUUAUUUUUUGUAACUAGUGAUGAUGAGUUCAUCAUCAAAACAGUUCAACACAAAGAGGCUGAGUUUCUUCAGAAGCUGUUACCAGGUUACUACAUGAAUUUGAACCAGAAUCCAAGGACUCUCUUACCAAAAUUUUAUGGACUAUACUGUGUUCAGUCAGGGGGCAUUAACAUCAGAAUCGUCGUGAUGAACAAUGUUUUGCCUCGGGCAAUGAAAAUGCAUUUCACAUAUGACUUGAAAGGCUCUACCUAUAAACGGAGAGCAUCAAGAAAAGAAAGGGAGAAAUCCAACCCCACAUUUAAAGACUUGGAUUUCUUGCAAGAGAUGCAUGAAGGACUGUAUUUUGACUCAGAAACAUACAGCGCACUGAUGAAAACACUACAGAGGGAUUGUCGAGUGCUGGAAAGCUUUAAAAUCAUGGAUUAUAGUCUGCUGCUGGGGGUCCAUGUAUUGGACAGUAUCACAAAAGAGAAGGAUGGGGAGAGUUCCCAGAAUGCAUCUGAUGCCAAACGUCCUGGGGGACAGAAAGUUCUCUAUUCUACAGCCAUGGAAUCCAUACAGGGUCCUGGAAAGUCUGGGGAAUCUGUCACCACAGAAGCUACAAAUACAAUGGGAGGCAUUCCAGCUAAAAGCCAUAAAGGAGAAAAGCUGCUUCUAUUUAUGGGUAUUAUUGAUAUCCUACAGUCUUACAGGUUAAUGAAGAAGCUAGAACAUUCCUGGAAAGCACUUGUAUAUGAUGGUGACACUGUUUCAGUCCACAGACCAAGUUUUUAUGCAGACAGGUUUUUAAAGUUCAUGAGUUCGAGGGUUUUCAAAAAAGUUCAAGCUCUAAAGUCCUCUCCUUCCAAGAGACGAUGCAGUUCCAUUGCAGCCCUAAAGGCAACAUCACAAGAAAUUGUGUCUGCUGUUAGCCAAGAAUGGAAGGAUGAAAAGCAUGACAUCCUUACUGAAGGACAAAGCUUUUCCAGCCUUGAUGAAGAAGUAUUAGGUUCACGGCACCGUCCGGAUUUAGUGCCAAGCACUCCAUCUCUAUUUGAAGCAGCUUCCUUAGCAACCACUAUUUCUUCUUCUUCUUUGUAUGUAGAUGAACAGUAUCAACGUGAUGGAACUCUGCUUUAUUCCAGCAGUAAAGGGUUACCUUCGAGUUCAACAUUCACCCUAGAAGACAGUGCCAUCUACUUGACUUCAGAACAGAGCACACUGGAAAUGGAAAAUGAUAAUGCUUCAGUUUUGGAUGUCUAUUUAUAAUAGAGAAUAGAAGAAAAUCAAAGUAAAAGUGGAUAAGACGUGACCAUGGUUGAUGAAGAGCACUUUCUGCACUCCUGAUUUAAAGGGAGGAAUUUGCUGAGCCUAACAGACAAAGAGUAAUAAUCAAUGGAACUUAUCUCUGAGAAAUGUCAUGGGAACCUUGAACCAUGGAAAUGAUAGCUAGACUCGACAGAUGUGACAUGAAACAUUCCACACUUUGCUAUCAUGUGCUGUUGCUUGCUAAACUGUGAAGAACUGCAUAAACUGUAUUUAAGAUGCUUUCUAUACUAGUGCUAAUCACCUUUUUUGGACCUGAAAGUGAUAUUUUCCUAUUGACUCUCAUGAUUUCAUUUGCAUGUAUUCAGUGAUUGUGUACAAGCAAAAUAUGUAAUCCGCUUUACCUAUUUAAAGAUCCAUCAUCAACACAGUGGUAAAUAAAAUUAAUUCCACUUUUUUCUCCCCCAGAAUCAUAAUUACUUAGGUCCAUGUUGUUGGAAGUUCAAAAUUAUUUCAAACAAGGAUUAAUGUAAAUGUCUGCACUUACUUUAUGGACAAUAGCCUCUAAAGAUAUUUUCACUGUUUGUUGGUGAAAUGAGGGGGAAAAAACUAUUUAUAACAAGGCCUUAUGUUGUGUACAUAAAUUGUCUUUGAAAUGUGUGAUUUAGUUUAUUGCUUGUAAAAGAGAAAUUAUAUAAUUUAUUUAGUAAAUACUACUGUAAACUAUAGUUUUAUUGACAGAAAUAAAAUAUUUUGUUCUCAAAACCUA